Messenger RNA from Polychytrium aggregatum, 288 nucleotides. Its product is annotated as thioredoxin-like protein. The record is from RefSeq and is a predicted model, not a curated record. Gene Ontology annotation, biological process: cellular response to oxidative stress. The coding region runs from base 1 to 288 and encodes 95 amino acids. Gene Ontology annotation, molecular function: glutathione disulfide oxidoreductase activity. The transcript is spliced from 2 exons. Lineage: Eukaryota; Fungi; Chytridiomycota; Chytridiomycetes; Polychytriales. Gene Ontology annotation, cellular component: cytoplasm.
AUGGCCGAGGCAUUUGUCAAGUCUACCGUCGAGGCCCACAAGGUCGUGGUGUUCAGCAAGAGCUACUGCCCGUACUGCAAGAAGGCCAAGCAGCUGCUCAGCGCCGCAGGCGUCAAGUUCCAUGCUGUUGAGUUGGACACGAUGUCCAACGGGCCUGAUAUCCAAGCCUACCUCGAGCAGCUCACCGGCCUCAAGGGCGUGCCGAACGUUUGGGUCAAGGGCAAGCACUUUGGAGACGACGGCGAUGUCGAAGAGCAUCUCGCAAAGGACAAGAGCUUCUUUGAAUGA